ACAGCGCAGGUCCGAAAUUGUUGUUUACAACUGAUUAAAUUGGAAGAGCCUCGAUUUCCAGCUGCUUUGCAAACAACCGCUGGCCAGGAUGUCCAGCUUGCCCGGGAUUCUGAAAUGCAGGAUCUGCUUGGGCGAUUUCGAAGAUGGCCAAAUGAGCUCCCUGUUCGAGGGUGAAGACGAAAGUGACCUUAGAGAAAAGUUUGAGCUGUGCUGUAGGAUUAAGGUUCGGCAAUCCCCACAGUUGCCCGAAAAGGCCUGUAGCAGCUGCUGCGAAUUCGUCCACAUGUGGUACAACUUUCGCCAAAUGUGCUUGAACUCGCAAGUCUACUGGGAAACAAGUUCUUCGGAAUCGGAAAGACCAGACUCUCUGGCCCAGGCAAGCGAUGCCGAGUAUAUCGAGUACCUGUAUGAGAACCUACAGUUGAAACUAGGCUCAGAGAACCAGGACCAGGACGAGAUCCCCGCAAUAGAGGAGGAGGAUGAACAGCUGGAGGAGCAGUCCCAGGAAAUUCUCGAUUAUAAUGGAUACAUCAUAAACGAAUCGAUUGAGGAGGACGAUGACCCUAUUACAGACAGCCCUGAGCAGAUGUUGAUUCCCCACAUGGACUCCUACGUUGAAGAUCCAGAAAUGGAAGAACUUGUUGACAAGAGUGAGUUUGCCGAAGAACUAUCGAGUGCAAACGAUGAGUAUUAUGAGGUUGAGUACGAGGACGAGGAACUUCUCCUGCCAAGCGCUCCUUCACCACAUCCAAGCUGCAAGAUGGACAAACGGAAGCCAGGAAGGCCCCGGAAACCGGAUGGUGAACUCAAAUUCAAACGCAAGGAAAUCAACUCCAAGGAAAAAGGCAGCAAUUCUAAGAGCAAGGACGGGGACAAGUUUAUGUGCAACCUGUGUGGAAACGUCUAUUACAAGAAAUCGGUUUUCACUGCCCACAUGAUGACCCACACGGAAUACAAGCCCCACCAAUGCGAAAUCUGCACAAAAUCUUUUCGACAAAUGGGGGAAUUGCGAGCACACAUCCGUCGUCAUACGGGCGACCGUCCUUACAAAUGUAUGUACUGCGACCGUCACUUCUACGAUCGCAGCGAACGGGUCCGCCAUGAACGAGUACACACCAAUACGCGUCCUUAUGCUUGCCAGGAGUGCGGGAAAACUUUCACGCACACAGCUAUCCUCAAGAAUCACAUCCUUUCGCACUCCGGCGAGAAGAAUUACAACUGCGACGUUUGCUGCAAGUCAUUCACCCUGCUGCACCAGCUGAAAGCUCACCUACAAACACUCACCCACCGAAACAAAAUUGAGCAAAACAUUCCCAGCUCGGCGGAAAUGCUAGAGAGCUAGUUUAGUAUAAUA
Messenger RNA from Drosophila teissieri, 1354 nucleotides. Its product is annotated as transcription factor Ouib. The transcript is spliced from 4 exons. The coding region runs from base 89 to 1342 and encodes 417 amino acids. Gene Ontology annotation, cellular component: nucleus. The record is from RefSeq and is a predicted model, not a curated record. Gene Ontology annotation, biological process: regulation of transcription by RNA polymerase II. NCBI's taxonomy places the organism in Eukaryota, Metazoa, Arthropoda, Insecta, Diptera, Drosophilidae. Gene Ontology annotation, molecular function: zinc ion binding; DNA-binding transcription factor activity; RNA polymerase II cis-regulatory region sequence-specific DNA binding.